Molecule: messenger RNA, 2133 nt
Organism: Moneuplotes crassus
Lineage: Eukaryota; Ciliophora; Spirotrichea; Euplotida; Euplotidae
Source: the annotation of a GenBank genome assembly
AUGGGAAUACUAGAAAGCCUGAAAAAGCCGAGAGUUCUCAUAACCACCCUAGUAUGGUUCUUCUCUGUCAUCAUCUGUGUUAUUUGACUAUCUCUCUUACGAGGCCAGGUCUCUUUGAUAAUAACUUCCUUACUAAUGUCGGCUGCUACUACUGUUUGGGUGUUUUGAAGGUAUGCUUCUAAACAUAAAUUUCCUAAAAGUGCCUAUGGGAAUAUUGGGUUGACAUCUUUCUUCAGUCUUGCUUCCAUAGGAAUCCUUGCUACUGAUGUAUCAUUCACUUUAUACCAUGAACACCAAGGUGACAUAAAGGCACAAAAGAGACAUCAUAAUUUAAUGGUAAUAUUCUGGAAUAUCCUAUACUGGGGAAACAUUACUUGAGGAACAAUUUUGAACAGGUUCUUCCAAAAAUACUGGAGAUGUGGCCAAUUCACAUUGUUUAGACGCACAUUAGAAGCUUUAAGAUUGAUGUUAAUUGAUAUAAUCGCCUUUGGAAUUCUGCUAGGGUUGUGUAUCGGCUUGGUUUUCGCAGUUUUUGGGUCUGAUGGCAUCAUUGGGUUAAAGACAGCCUUUAUCAUGCUGAAUCAUGUUUACGGAAUGCUCAUUCUCACCUGGCUCCUUGGAUACGGAUUAUUUCAUUUCCCAAUAUACAUAUUUAGCAAAUCUUUCAGGAAGUUUACCUUCUACAAAGAUGUAUCUAAGUGCCCAAGCAUUCAUGAAGCUUUCAGAGAGAGUCAGGUUGAACUCUACAAGCACUGAAAUGCUUGUCGAAAUGCCAUAAAGCUAAUUAGAAGCUGAGACUUAAAUAUCAAAAUGAAACAUCAAAUUGAUAUUCUUGAGGAAAGUAUUCCAGAUAAAUAUGAUGACGGAAUUGCCAUAACAGAAAAUGAUAAUAUUUCUGAAUUUGAGAUCAAUGAUAAUAUGGCUGUGAACAACAGGACUCUUGGCAGGUGUAGGUUCAAACUUAUGACAGCUUAUUAUCAGUACAAAAGAAAGAAAGCUCGAUGGAUUUCUACUGCAGAGCGUACCUGUUCCAACAUGCUUUCUCUGGAAGAUUGCAAUGAAAUAUACAUCCAGAGGAAUAAAUCUAGCAUUGUAGACUAUGUCAAGGAAAUUGUAAGAAAAGUUAAGAAAAGCACUCAACCAAGGGAUGACAUAUAUAACGAAAGUCAAGAAGAAAAUCAAGAAUUUGUUCCAAAAAUAUUCCCUAAACCCCAAAGUCCUAUCAGAUGAUGGACUAUCAGAGCAUUGAGUGUAAUCAUCGGAAUCUACUGUUUAAUCAUUGUCGUAACUCAAUGAUUCCUCCUGUUUAAGCCUGAAUAUACUCUGGUGUAUCACCUGAUUCGUAACACGAAGAUAUUUGUUCUGGAUGUAAUUUUGACUCUCUUUUUCUUAAUCUCAAUGAUUGGCAUAUCUUUAUUUAGUUUAUUCACAGUAAAUUUCAGUGACUUUUUCCAAUUAGUCCCUAAGCAUACAGAUUGUAUCACAAUGUCAUUGAUCAUAUCAAUCUGUAGUAAGCUAGCGAAUGUAUUGUGAUUUAAUUUCAUGACUCUCUUGAUCCUACAUGAGAGAAUAAAUGAUGUGAACAAUAACAUAUUCGGGACAGGAUUUGCUACAUUUUAUACUGCCCUGACGGAGGUACCCUUCUUUGGAGAUUACUACAACUACAUUCUUCCCUUCUUAAUUCUAGUCGUAGGAGUUCUUACUCUCCUGAAGUUUCAUACUAAGAUGAAGAAGAUUACUAGAGGUAUCAAGAACAAGACUCGAGACAAAGACGAGAGCCAACAAAACUACAGAAGUCUCAUGAACAAGAAGAAUAAAGAUAAAGAAAAUGAAGAGAUAACAGAAAAGAAUCUUAUACGAGGCCAAGAACUUAUCAUAAAACAUAUCAAAAAGAAAAAUAAAUUAGAGAAAAAGAGGCUAGCUGAGGAAGAGAGAAUUAGAAAACAUGAAGAAUACAAAGCAGAAAGAAUGAGAGAUGAGCUCGAGUAUCAGUCAAAGAGGAGAGGAUCUCCAUGAAAGCAUGAAAAUAGCGUCUCGAAGACUCUUAAGAAGCAAUCAACUCCCAGAUCCACCGGAAAGAGCGCCAACAGUGGUGUAGAUAUUAGCCAUUUCCUCAGAAAGGAUAAGAAAUAG